This is a messenger RNA of Anguilla anguilla (European eel), 2901 nucleotides long. Its product is annotated as partitioning defective 3 homolog B-like. The transcript is spliced from 19 exons. Gene Ontology annotation, cellular component: apical plasma membrane; apical junction complex; adherens junction. The coding region runs from base 337 to 2901 and encodes 854 amino acids. The record is from RefSeq and is a predicted model, not a curated record. NCBI's taxonomy places the organism in Eukaryota, Metazoa, Chordata, Actinopteri, Anguilliformes, Anguillidae. Gene Ontology annotation, molecular function: protein binding; phosphatidylinositol binding. Gene Ontology annotation, biological process: microtubule cytoskeleton organization; cell adhesion; intracellular protein localization.
UGUGUGUGUGCCUGAGUGUGAGCAUGCUCUGUGUGACCAGGGAAACGGAGAAAGCUCUGGCUUUGCUGGUAAAGUCCCUCUCCCAUAGGGCCGUGCAUGUGUGUGCACAGGGAGACAGAGAGACAGAGAGACAGAGCUCUAUUGAGGGACGUGGAUCCCGCUAGAACAGCGUAGCUGGCCCCGCGGCUGACUGCCCUGUCAGAGCUCUCUUCAAUAGGCCCGGGAUCCCGCUAUAUAACUGCAGUGUGCCAGGGCCGCUCGCGCUACGCACCCCAGGGACUCUGCGCAUGGACCCAGUCACACCGUGAACCAGCCCACAGCCCACAGCACACGGCCAUGCUGGGCUCCUUGGACGUCCUCUAUAGCGUGCUGAUCCAUAAGCUCAUGGCAGUGUACGAGGAGCAGGAGGCCCAGCAGAGGGCGACAGUGAGCCCUGGGCGCUCCAGCCCAGACCCAUGUGACCCUGAGCUGUCCGUCUUCCAGCCCAGCAGAGGAGGCGAGAUUGAGGUCAACUCCUCCGCCCUCAUGUCCGGUACGCCCCUGCUGGUCAGCUGCGGUAGCGACUCCGCCCUCAGCCCCCCGUUUGAUAUCGACCCCCCCCAGCCUGAACACCUCAACAGCAGGCCCUCCUGUACGGACUGCGUGAAAGCGGGGACCCCCGUGCCUGCUGACAAGGGAGGAGCUCGGGACAGGACCGGGAGUGAUGCAGCCCCUGCCAAAAUGAGCCAGGCCCCCCUCAGGCUGACGCACACAGUGGAGAUCUCAGGAGAGAGCGGACCCCUGGGCAUUCAUGUUAUUCCGUACUGCUCCUCCCUGAGUGGACGGUCUCUGGGCUUGCACAUUCGGAGAGUGGAGGAGAACAGCCGGUCUAAGAGGGAGGGGAUCUUCCAUGAGGAUGAGUGCAUUGUUAAAAUCAAUGACACAGAAUUAAUGGACAAAUCGUUUGCGCAGUCACAGGAAGUGUUCAGCCAGGCGAUGCAGUCCCCUACAGUGCGCCUCGAGGUUGUGCCGAUCCUCAACAGGGAUCGCUAUGAGAAGAGCCUGAUUGGUCAGCUCUACACUUUGGAAAGGCCCGAAGGCACGCCCCUCCCGCUCACCACGGAACCGUUGUCCCGUCCCAAGGAGAAGCAGAGCGGCCUGGAGGCCCCCUGCCCCGCCCCUCUCGCUGUCCCCCUCUCAGCCCCCUGCCCCGCCCCUCUCUUGAACUCAGCCCCCUGCCCCGCCCCACUCUCACUGCCCCCACCGGGAAAGAGUCACAGCCCCCUGCUGAAGAAAAGCCCUUCCCUCCCCCUCCCCCCUACUGGGGGUGUGGCCAGUAAGAAGGGGGGCAGGAAACUGAAAGUGGAGCUGAGGAAAGGGCCAGAAGGCUUGGGUUUCACAGUAGUCACGAGAGACGCCUCUGUUCAUGGUCCGGGACCCAUCUUGGUCAAAAACAUCCUGCCCCGAGGAGCUGCUGUCAAAGAUGGCCGUCUGAAGUCAGGUGACAGGAUUUUGGAGGUGAACGAGGUGGACUUUUCGGGCCGAACGCAGGAGCAGCUGGUGGCCAUGCUGCGGAGCACGAAGCAGGGAGAGACGGUGUCUCUGCUGGUGGUCCGGCAGGAGCAGGUUUUCCUCCCAAGAGAGCUGAAAGGGGAGCGGACAGGGGCGCAGUGCUCGGAGAAGAGGAGAGAGCAGCUGAAGUUUGAGAUCCCUCUGAAUGACUCCGGAUCAGCUGGUUUGGGCAUCUGCCUGAAGGGGAACCAGUCCCGCGAGACGGGGGCUGAUCUCGGAAUCUUCAUCAAGUCCGUCAUCCACGGUGGGGCGGCCUACAAGGACGGCCGGCUGUGUGUGAAUGAUCAGCUGAUUGCGGUGAAUGGGGAAUCUCUGCUGGGGAAAUCCAACCACGUUGCCAUGGAGACGCUGCGCCGGUCCAUGUCCAUGAAGGGGAAUCUGCGGGGCAUGAUCCAGCUGGUUCUGCUGCGGGGCCCCGCCCGGCCCAGCCCGCCUCCCAAGCAAGCCGGAGAGGUGCCUCUGGCCCAGCUGAGGCUGACUGACACACCGGCCGGCCCCGCCCACACCGCCGUGCCCGCCUUCCUCUGGGAAAGGCCUGGGGUUCCAUUUGGCAUAACUAAUGGGCAUCAUGGAAACGUGCAUGGACCAGAUGACCAUGAAAAGGACCUCUCCCCUUUUCCUCCCAGACAGUCAGGGUCUGAUCCCCUGCAUCCUCCCCUCCAUCAGAGAGCGGAGCAGGCCCAGGAGCCAGGCUGUGGCGGGCCCCCCCCACCCAGGCAGUCUCGGCACCCACUCGCCCGAGCGUCCGGGAGUACGGACCCGGAUGAAAAUGGCAUGGGACCUCUGGAGGAGCCAGUGAAAGAUCAUGGGAAGGAGUCAGACCCAGUGUUGGAGAUUCAGGAGCCCGGCUCUGUGGAGAGCCAGCAAACUGGUGUGUCCGAGGUGAGGAAGAGCGAGCUGCUCUUCCUCCUCCUCCCGCGGGCCCGCAUGGCGCGAGGGCGUGGCUGCAACCAGAGCUUCCGGGCGGCCGUGGACAAGUCCUACGCUGGCCCUCUGGAGCACGGUGAUGAUGACCUCUCAGAUGGAAGCUCUGGACAGGGCAGCCCCACUAGCGCCACCUCUAGGCAGGUAAAGAAGAAGACAAAGGAGAAGAAGAGAGAAAAGUGGAAAUUCAAAGGGCUGGGGAAAGAUGAGAAAAUGGAGAGCACAGAGGAGAAAGACAAGAGGAUGAGGAAGAAAGGAUUUGCAUUCUUAAGGUGUCUGCAGCUGUUCUGCAAUCACAAAGAAACAUGCGGAGUGCCUGUGUUACUCAGAAAAGAGUCGAAGCAAGCUUCCCCUGCUGUGCUCCUUACAGUGUGCGACUUCGCCGCCGCGGACGUCACCCGGCACUGCGGCGCCCGACACCAUUAG